This is a messenger RNA of Coniophora puteana RWD-64-598 SS2, 1583 nucleotides long. RefSeq lists its product as uncharacterized. The record is from RefSeq and is a predicted model, not a curated record. The transcript has 5 exons. Lineage: Eukaryota; Fungi; Basidiomycota; Agaricomycetes; Boletales; Coniophoraceae. The coding region runs from base 136 to 1416 and encodes 426 amino acids.
CCGCCCGCCGCUAGUCGGCGAGGCCCCAUAAUCUACUCUAUCACCUCUUAUUCUACCCUACUUUGCUAUAAUCAACGUCCGGAACGACUUCUCACGCACACGUCACGCCCAAUCACGAACCACAGCCGCGAUAAGAUGUCCCAACAGACCGGCUCGCACGCAUCCACAUCUGUCACCGACAGCACCUCGUUCACCUGGUCCGACAUUGAUCCCGCCUUGCGCCCAGCCUCGGAAGCGACUGAAUUGCCAGAACAAGACCAGACGAGCCCAACGCGAUUGCGAAAUGGAGAACUGGUCCCUCGGGAUCAAUAUCGGCUUCAGCUGGAGUCUGUGAAGCGCAAGCAGGGGCUUCAGGCCGCUUGCGAUGGCCUCGGGCUCACGUAUGGCAAGAAGGCCACGCUUACUCGGCUUCGUACUCUCCUUGAGCAGCACUGGUAUGGACAUGCUCAGCAAAUGCGAACGCCUGCAGUCCCUCGUCUGGCCACGGUACCGGCCACACGCUCUCCAUCCCCCGCUCAUCUCAUCAACUCCGAACCCGCUGAAGACAAUGAGGACGAAGUCGCUCCUGGAGACCCCGAUGCUGUUCUUCUGCGCGAAAAUAACGCAUCGAAUGAUGAUAUCGAGUCGAUCCUGGGAUAUGGCGAUGAUGGGAUGGAUGAGGACUUUGACGAUGAGGAGGAUAAUGAAGAUAGCACGGAGGGUACCGCAGAGAAUACCGGUGUAUACGAAGCUGGUGACCACACUUUUUGUGCCUUUGUUUGUCCAUCACCUGUCUCUCCACACCUACCCCGUCCGCGAACCCAGAUUGAUCUCGUCCUCCCCCCUGCAGCUGCAUUUCAGAAACCAGGGUGUGCACCACUGCUUUGGCCACCAGUGUUGGGCCAGCAGUCGGUUCAGUGGACAGAUGUCUUUGCACUUGUGCAGCAGCCUGAACAUCUCUGGGAUGUGUGGAAGCCGUCAAAAUUGCUCGACAGCAUGACUCUGGACGAGAUUUGGAAGUGCUGGCGCACUGGUGAGGCUACCGAGGAUUCGACAGGCGAACCCAGUGGUCUUAAACCUCCUCUCAAGUCAGUUGAGGAGUGCUUUGGAUCCCGAUGGCGUAAAACAACACAAGCACGAAAAGCGUGGCAACGAUUGCGAGAGAUCCCAGAAUGGAUCGAGGAGCAGCUUCGAACACGACACAUCUCCCUGGAUAAUAUGCUGACCGAGCUGGAAGGUAUGCGCACCACGGCAGCUGCAGGCGGAUCUAAGCUGGGCAUGAAUGCGCUUGUGCGGCACCUGCAGAAAAUCUGUGCAGAGGCUACAGACAGCAGCACGGCGUCUGCGUCGGCUAGCACUAGUGGGAUAGUAGCGACAACUCGGAAGAGGAAAGGCCCUGUGCACGGUCAAUCGAAGCGUCAAAAGCUUUCACAUUAAUUAGGCUGUUUCUGUUUAUUCUUAGGAUAUGAUGUUUAUUUGUUUUGAUUCAUUCCGUAUUGAUAUGUUACAGCAGUUCAGAGUGUGCUAUGUACGGUACUCGCUUUGUAUUGAAUUGACAUCAUGAUGUGCCGCGCGACUUUGAUCAAUGUUAAACUGUGACCACC